AUUGAUUCCCAAAUCCCCAUGUAAGGUAUAUACACUGGGAGAGCACCGGCGCUCUCAUCUACCACUUCUGUCUACUCAAUUAACAUCAUGGGUUUUUCUUCUUUUACCAUCAAGACUCUGAAUUUCAUAGUGUUAAUCUUAGACAACCUUCUCUUAGACUUUAUCAAACACCUUCACGCCAUGUUACUCUCUUGUAUUCAUUUACUCAAGAGGGCAUGUUUACAUGAGCAAAACUUGGUUGAAUCUGAAGUUAAAGAUCGGCCAUCGCCGUCGUUGGUGCCGGUCCCGGUCCAUUUCAUCGUGGGACUGGUAAAGGAGCAACUCCCAAUUAUCGAAUACAGUUGCUUACUUGAGAGAUUAGGAGCAUGUAAAAAAGAUGAAGUGUGUGCUGUGUGUUUGGGAUGUAUCAAGGAAAGUGAGGAGGUCAGAGAGCUUUGUGGUUGUGCUCAUGUUUAUCAUAGAGAGUGUCUUGAUGGUUGGAUUGAUGAAGGCCAAAUCACUUGCCCUUUGUGUAGAUCUAAGAUAUUGCCUGAUAAGGGAGAGGACCAACAGUGUGGAGGAGAUUCAUGGAGGAAGGAGAGGAUGAUGUACUUGUUUGGUGAGGAUUAUGUAAUGGGCACCUAAUGAUUUUGGUAUCCAGAAAAAAAAGGGAUCUGACUCCAAGAAACUGUUUCUACGAAUCGAACCCGGACGGUGACGACCACAGCCAACAACAAGAUAAGCAUGGAUUAUAUCAGUUAUGAAAAGCUUUGUUGUUAUACAUCUCUCUGUUUUCAAUAGCAAACUCCUGUAUGAUCUCCAGUGACUGGAAGCAAUUGAACAUGUUUUGGUUGAAUCUGAUUUCAAUCUUAUGCUGGGUUUUUUUUUCAAAGAUUUUUUGAGGCUCAUUAAUGCCUUGAACAAUUUCACAGAAUGCAGAUCUGC
Ilex paraguariensis (yerba mate) is the source of this 924-nucleotide messenger RNA. Lineage: Eukaryota; Viridiplantae; Streptophyta; Magnoliopsida; Aquifoliales; Aquifoliaceae. The record is from the annotation of a GenBank genome assembly.